CAAUCUCUGCCAGUUGAAGAUCAGUUGUUGUACAGAGAGCACAUUGUGUAUGGUGUUCGUCAAUAAUAAAAGAGCUCUCUAUCAUUGCACGCGAACCAAGAAAGAAAAAAGUUUCUUUUCCUCAUCGGGAAGAGAAAAAAAAUCCAUCAUUAGAGAAUUGUGAACUAAUAUUGUGUCUCACAGUAGUUUUUCAUUAAUUUAUUUAUAAUAAAACAAAAAAAUAAUAAUAACCCAGUGUGUUCUUAAGAAGACGUUCAUUGAAAGUGAAGUGAAUUAAACAUUAAAUUUCCCAUUGAAAAGCAUAGAAAUAUAUAUAUACAUAUACAUAUUAAGAAAAAACGAUUUUCACAGGCAUUUUGUACCAGUGAAUAAAAGAGUUUUUUUUUCUUCUUCUUCUUCAUUAUAAAAGAGUGAAUAAUAAAUUAAAUAAUGUACUAAACGUGAAGAGUGAAUAUAUUUGAAAAAUUUACAUCAAUUAAUAGAGACAAUGAAUUGCAAUAAAUAUUUGCUAAUGGAAAUAAUAAAAGCACAACAACUUAAUAUAAAAUUGAUGAAGAAUAAUGCUUCUCUUCCUCAUACUUUUCACUUUUGAAUUUACCAUCAUUUUCUACGCAAACCUCCUCAAUUUUCAUGCAGAUUUCUUGUCUCUCUGAGAUACCAAUUCAACGAUUAUUAUUUAUAUGAUCACCUUCAUUGGACUUUUUGGAAAAGUGGAAGAAAAAUUAUACUUUCAUUAGGCAAACAAUGUGUCCAGACAAGUGUGAAGAACAGAGAUAGAAUAUGAAUUUCUAAUGGUGGUUUACAGUCAAGUGAUUUAUCUGCUUGGAGGAAAGUGUAUUAAUUUUUGUUUUGGCCUAAUUUUAUCUCAAUAACCCAGCAUCAAGAAUGAAUAAAAUUAAGAUGUAUAUUGUGCCGGAUCAAACAACUGAAAUCGACAAGGUGCUCUCGUCCAAGAUCAAGAAAUUCAGCAGCGAACGGAAUUUAUUCUUUGCUAAUUUAAAUAAUUGCAUAUACAGUGACUAUAGUACGACAAAAGUGGGGAAUGAGAACGCUGGUACAAAGGUGACUAAGAGCAAUUCGUUCUUGAAAGCAACCGAUGGAUGGCGAGGUACAUUGAUUAAGAAGUACAAAAGUACAAAAGAUCUUUUCCAAUCAUCCACAUCGGAUGCGUCACAAAUGAAGCCCGAGAAGGAAUGGAAAGAAAAUAAACCAAUUAAUCGUAUAAAUUCCUUCAAUUUGGAUGAAUUCGAUCGACACUAUCUCUUUUCGGAUAAUCGACGGAAUAUUGUGAAGGAGUUGAGGAAGAAUUUUGAAAAUUUUGCCAAGAAUGAGGAACUAAAUAAUAAAAGGCCACAAAUUAGUGGUAAGAAACCCGAAGUGGUUUCCUACAAAAAAUGUGACUAUACUGAGAAUCCCAUCCAACGGAAACUCAGUGAGAAGAUUCCUUCGAACUUUAUUGCCUAUGAUGGUGAUCUAUCGUACAAAAAUGAUCAGCCACAUGAGCCAUUCUAUCUUCAUGACAAAUAUGGAACUAGAAGUCGACAUAAGUUGAAUAGUGUUUUCUAUGGUGUGGCUGAUACUGAUGUUAAAAACAACAAUGCAACAAAGUAUGAUUGGGAAAAGGGGUAUCGGAAACCACCGGAGCCACCAAAAAGAAGUGUUUCCAUCAGGAAUGAAUUGAAUAAUUACGGUGGAUAUCCAAUACAGCGCAAUUCAACGCCAAAUUUGGAUGAUUUAUUCCGAUGCCAUGUAGUUAGUAAUCAAAAUUGUACCCCUAUCAAUGCAAUACGUAAUCCCUCAACGUUGAAAUACACACGAUUUCGAAGUGGAAGUGCCAACAAUGUGAGUGACUUAGACAUUGAGACUAUAAACAAUGAACUUCAAGAUUUUGUCGAUCCUCAGUGGAGUUCAUUCAAUUAUGCCCAGAGAGCACAAAUGCGUCGAUAUGGAAGCAGAAAGGAGUUAGAUUUGGAGCAAAAGAUCGACUUGGAGAUCAAAAUGCGAGAAGGCUCAGCUAAAUUGCUGGCAGCUUGCAAUAAUCCAAAGACAUCAGCAAAGGGUGCAGGGUAUGUUGGGAAUUCAGCAUCGAAUGCCAACAAUACGCAAAUUCUCGAGGCGGCGAAGAAUCUGCUGACGUCCAAUGAACGCAUGACAGCUUACAUGGCGGAAUUGCAGCGACGGAAGCGCGAUCGAGACACCACACAACGGGCAAAGCCCACCGGAAAGGUGUCCCUCAGUGAGAUCCGGAUGCCUCUUAUGUGGAGGGAUACGGAUCACUUCAAGAACAAGGGAGAUCACCGACGCUUUGCUGUGUUCUGUCUGGCCAAAAUUGGUACUGAGAUCUACGAUACGUCGCUUCUGUGUCCCGUGGACAGAAAUCUCACGGAUAUCACCUUUAGCGAUGCGAUUCUCUUUUCUAAUAUCACUCCCGAUUUCGAGCUGAAAUUGGAGGUGUACGCAGUGAUGAUGGAGUCUGACUUGUCGAUUGCGUCAACACCUCGAAAAAUUAAAAACACCAUUCACAGUUCAAUUAGUCGAACGGUGGGCAAAAGACUGGCUGCAAAUCUCAAAGAUGAACUGAAUAAUACAAAAAUAGGCCCAAAGUAUGAUUUAAUUGCUACAGCUCAUUUAACAUUGUCUGAUGCCUCGGAUCUACCUCACACACAUGAUCUGUGCCUCUCACCAAAUAACAGCACCAUGUCCCAGAAUCCUGGUGGGAAAUUGCCACUUUUUGGCCAUUUCUGCUGCCGUUUGGCUCUUCAGCCGGACGUAAUGGAGCAACCGGUGCUCAUGGGGGACCUGAGUCUGCUGGCCAAGGGUUCUUGUAGGCCCAUUGAUGGCUUUGCCAGGCUACAAGCAUUCCGACUGGAAGUGUGGGAUGAUGAAGAGACAAUGAAGGCCAACAUUCAGCCACGGAGGUGUUUGGAUGUGACCAGAGAUACAAAAUUGAAGCAGAAAGGAGAUACUGACUUUAUUUUGUCUAAUCUGGAAGAGGGAGCGCUCGAAGACUAUACGUUCCGGACAAAAUCGAUGACGGAACAAACAAAGUGGUUAGCAGCCAUAAAGAAGGCCAUAAAGGAGCAUCUGAUGUGGGGACAUAUAACACUUGCGUUGCCAAUGCAACUGGCAUCGCCAGGUAGCAAAAGUUACUUCACACGCUCUUCCAGACAGGGAUCUCUUUAUGAUCAAGUUCCAAUUUUCGAAACAAUCGAACCUCGUCAGCCUGCUCGACCGACAGUUCAGGAUAUUUUUGCUAUUCCGAAUUCCGUGGACACGUCGCCGACGCUGAGUGAUUUCCGCAAUCGUACAUACUCCUCCGGGCGUAGCAGUCACAGCAGCAAUAUGAGCAACGGCAGCAGUGUUGGCUCCAUCAAUUCCCGGCGUAGCCACUGGCCCUUUGGCGGUGGUAAAUGAACCACCUCCACCCUCAGCUCUGGAUUGAUCAAUUUCCUCUCACACAAAAAUUUCCGCGCGUAAUUUAAUUUCCAAUCCUUGAACCCUACUUCCCCUCUCUCCAUUUUACCAAUGAGAAACGGAAAUGACAGGAAAGAGCAAUAAAGUAUCUCCCUCGGUCCAAUUUUUGGCAAAAUUCCUUUUUAAUUUUUCAAUUUUUUUUCCUUUUGAUAAUAUUACAAUACCCUUUUCGUCUACAAGAUUUAAUUUUAGGUUUUUUUCAUUAUUAUUAAAUAUUUUGACUAACAAUAAAAUGAUGAAAGAGAUGAUAUUUAGCUAUGCAA
Molecule: messenger RNA, 3737 nt
Organism: Phlebotomus papatasi
Lineage: Eukaryota; Metazoa; Arthropoda; Insecta; Diptera; Psychodidae
Product: rhotekin-like
Exons: 7
Coding region: 886-3414 (842 amino acids)
Biological process (GO): actomyosin contractile ring assembly; mitotic cytokinesis; septin ring organization
Cellular component (GO): actomyosin contractile ring
Source: RefSeq, a predicted model, not a curated record